CUGCAUUUUACCCUCGAGCUUUUACCCUCUGUAUGCAUUUUACCUUCGGUCUGCAGUCUGCAACCAGUUCCAGUUUGUUUCGCAAAAUGGUGCGCGGUCACUCAGCAUAAAGUGGUUACCAAUCUCCAAGACACCUCACACUUCAAGAUGGCGACCUUCGAGCAGUUUACCAUGUGGGCCAUGUGGUGAUUUCGGUCUCGUCUCGCGUGCUGGAAGUCUGCGGAAAGUCGGAGAAAGCUCUACAGAAAAAUAAAGUUCAGGGGACCUUCUGUUUGACACACAAGAUCUGCCAAGUAACGGUGCAUACAAUGUAUGGAAUGAGGGCUCUGUCCAUGUUUGUAAGCCUGCAUCCCCUGCAGCAUGGUCGUUUUCUGACUCAAGUGUUCCCUUCACUGGUAUUUAAAGGACUUAGAAACUUCUCCCAAACUUCGUGGUCAUCACCCAAGAUUCUACAACAAAGUGAACCAAGAAAAUUUGGCAGCUACUUUAUAAGACCAUUGGCUGGCUACUUUUCUUCUCAACCACGCCCAUCUGAAAAUGAUGUUAAAAUCAACAAGGAAAUAUUGUCUCUUAAAACAGUCAAAGAACAAUUUGAGUUGUUUGACAGUAUCAAGAGUUCAGUAAACAUUGUGAACAGAGCAACCAUGCUUUACAGCAUUGCCAAGAUCACCGGAAGAAACAGAAACCAGAGACUACUUUUGGAACAAGAAAAAGGCAAGUCAAGACAAGCGUUAAACAGUGCAUACCUGGAAUUACUGGACAGUAUCUCCAAAGACAUUGCCAAAUGUAAUCCCAGGGUUCUUGCCAAUGUGAUGUGGGCUUUAGGAAAACUUGAAGAGAAAAAUCACGAGCUAGUUCAAGUUUGUGAGAAAGCUAUUCUGUCUCGUGGUAUCACAUCCUUUAACAAUUUACAGAUUAUCCAGAUUGUGAAUGGAUGCGUAAAUCUGGACUUUACAACCUCAGAAAUAUCUUCCACAUUACAAGAAUCCAUUCAUAACGGUCAGUUGAAACUUUCUAACUUUGACAAUCACUCACUUUCUGUAAUGUUGAUGUUGUUUGCCAAGUCAGAUGGCUGUGCUGUUGAACUGUUUGACAUUUCACUGGAAGAAAUACUGUCAAGAGACUUCUUGUUGAUGGAAAGUGGUGAUCUUGCUCUCUUUGUGUGGUCCUUUGCAAAGAAGGAGUUGAAAGCAGACACUUUGUUUGACAGAGUGGAAGAAGAGAUUCUCAGACGAGGAACAGCUAACUUAGAAAGACGUGGUCUUGUCCAGAUACUUUGGGCAUUCAGCAAGGCUAAAAAAGGAGGCAAGCAGCUUUUCGAUAUCAUGGACAAUGAACUUGCCAUAAGAGGUGUAGAGGGCUUUGACAAUUCUCAGUUGUUACAAAUUGUUUGGUCCUUCGCAACGAGAGAUGUGACAAAUGCCAAAGUAUUUGAUCUUAUUAAGAAGAAGGUUUGUGACCGCGGUGUCGGCAUGUUUCAGAUGCAUGAGCUUGUUCUUAUCCUUUACUCGUUUGUUUUUGCUCGAAGACAGGACAACAAGUUAGUUGAGCAAAUUGAAAGUUUCUUGCUCACAAGAGGUGUGGAACAAUUUGACAAUGGCCAUUUAUGUCAAGUGGCUUGGUCUCUUGGAAGAGCAAGAAAGUCGGACAGUAAAAUGUUUGAUGUGAUUGAAGAAUGUGUAUUUCAGCGUGGUUUGCACCAGUUUUCAAAGUCACAAAAGGUUAUGCUUCUGCGAGGAUACGUGGAAGCAAAAAGGGGAAGUAGGAAGUUGUACGAAGGUCUGCAGGUUUCCUUCUUAAAAAGUAGUCUUUCGAAUUUAACAGCAACAGAGAUCUAUUUACUUGCUUGCUAUUUUUCUGAGGCUGAGAAUAAUACCGGACCACUGAUCAAUACUAAACAAUUGUUCGAUACAUUGGAAAGGGAGAUAUUAACCAAAGGAAAAUUUUUUUUCAAAGAUCAACAGCUUAAUACCAUCAAGAAGCGCUUUCAGAAAGUUGGAAAGGGAACUAAGGAACUAUUUGAACUGUAAGUGUCGCGGACAGUUAGUGUUGUAAAUUCAAGUAUAUUUUUUAUUAGUAGUAUUUUUUGGCUUAGUCGCUGGCAAUAACCAUAAGAACCAUUACGAAUGUUCAUGUAAUGAAAUGAAAGAUACUCUGGUGAUCGCAGUUGUAUUCUGGAUCGUUUCCUGUCGAAAACGUCGCCAUAUUUCUAAGCUGUUAUUGUUAUUAAUUAAGUGCAAGUCCGCCUAAGAGCGGUCCGGUCAAAACUUCGUGUCAGAAAAAAGGUUUGCCUUUUUAUUUUGCGGAACGAAAGGACUUGGUGAGUAUAUAAUAAAACCGGGUUGUUGUUUGUUAAAUUACUUGCUUCUCGUUUUUGCCACACGCCAAAAUGACUUCAGCCAUCCGAGGGGAGAUUUAAGGGCGAUUCUGUCAGGAGUCGAACUACGAAGGUAGCAAGACAGCUGAGCCUGUGGCUUCGAAUCUACAAGUAGCUUUUAUGUUGAUUACCAAUUCUAAUUAAUUUUCACACGCGACUAACCGAUUUCGGCUGAAACACAUUAACAGCCUGUAAAAUAAUAAAGUACAUUCUUAUAAGUAUUUAAGAAAUA
Messenger RNA from Orbicella faveolata, 2609 nucleotides. RefSeq lists its product as uncharacterized. Gene Ontology annotation, molecular function: RNA binding. The record is from RefSeq and is a predicted model, not a curated record. Gene Ontology annotation, cellular component: mitochondrial matrix; ribonucleoprotein granule. Lineage: Eukaryota; Metazoa; Cnidaria; Anthozoa; Scleractinia; Merulinidae. Gene Ontology annotation, biological process: regulation of mitochondrial mRNA stability; mitochondrial RNA processing.